Molecule: messenger RNA, 891 nt
Organism: Adineta ricciae
Lineage: Eukaryota; Metazoa; Rotifera; Eurotatoria; Adinetida; Adinetidae
Source: the annotation of a GenBank genome assembly
AUGCGUUUUCAUUACGCUAUAGGAGUCAUUUUUAUACUUAUUGCAUCGUUUUAUGUUUUUGUCAGUCAUCGUCUACUCAACAGUAUCUUUCAAUAUGUCGAUAACCUGAGUCCUUCGCCGAUACAACUGAAUUUUCAUACAGAUCAUUAUGAAACAGAAGAUAUUGACAACAGCUAUAACAUUUCGAAUUAUGAACAGCAAUGUCCACAGCAUCGAUACACUAUCCGAAUUAUUGAAAAGAAUCCAUUAGUAAUUUAUAUCGAAAAUUUUCUCACCGAAUUCGAAAUCCAACAUAUAAUCGAACUAACAGAGCCAGUUUUUCGACCUUCAACCUUCUACGACGAUGAUGGUAAACCAUCCUAUGGACAAUAUCGCACAUCGAGCACGACGACUAUCAAACGGCAUCGAACUCCUGUUAUUAAAUGUAUUGAACAACGGUUCGCUCAGUUUCAAGGAAAUAUCGACAUUGACCGUAUCGAACCAUUACAGGUUGUGAAAUAUACACAUGAACAACAAUUCAAAGCUCACUAUGAUUGGUUUUCGCAGGGAGAUUUGACGGAGAACGGUGGUCAACGGAUAUCGACAUUCUUUACAUAUCUUCGAGCAAAUUGCACACUUGGUGAAACCGAAUUCCUUGAUAUACCAUUUAAUCUGUCAUUACACGAACGAUUUUGUGAUAUCUUAAUCUGUGAUGCAAAAUCGCUGGAAUCAGACAUACGAUUUCGUCCCAUUGUCAGUAAUAGUGUCUUCUGGUUUAACGUUGACGAACAAGGAGAAGUUGACUAUUUGACAUAUCACGCAGGCCGUCCACCAGGUGAAAACGGUCAGAAGAUCGGAUUGAACACAUGGACACAUGAACAUAUCUUUUCCCCGUCUUCAAAAAAUGCAUGA